AUGUGCAAUUUUCAUUGCAGGUAUGUAAGUAAUCAUAGUGGAGAGAAACUCUAUGAAUGUAAUGAACGUUCUAAAGCCUUUUCAUGUCCCAGUCAUCUCCAAUGUCGUAUAAGAAGAAAAAUUGGCGAGAAAACACAUGAACAUAAUCAAUGUGGUAAAGCCUUUCCAACACCCAGUCAUCUUCAAUAUCAUAAAAAAACCCAUACUGGAGAGAAACCUUAUGAAUGUCAUCAAUGUGGUCAAGCCUUUAAAAAAUGCACCUUUUCACAACACAGUCAUCUCCAACGUCAUAAAAGAACACAUACUGGAGAGAAACCCUAUGAAUGUAAUCAAUGUGGUAAAGCCUUUUCACAACACAGUCUUCUCCUACGUCAUAAAAGAACACAUACUGGAGAGAAACCCUAUGAAUGUAAUCAAUGUGGUAAAGCCUUUGCACAACUCAGUAGUUUAAAAUGUCAUCACAGAACACAUACUGGAGAGAAACCCUAUGAAUGUAAUCAAUGUGGUAAAGCCUUUGCAGGUCACAGUCAUCUCCAAUGUCAUAAAAGAACACAUACUGGAGAGAAACCCUAUAAAUGUAAUCAAUGUGGUAAAGCCUUUGCACUACUCAGUAGUUUCCAAUGUCAUAAAAGAACACAUACUGGAGAGAAACCCUAUGAAUGUAAUCAAUGUGGUAAAGCCUUUGCACGUCACAGUCAUCUCCAAUGUCAUAAAAGAACACAUACUGGAGAGAAACCCUAUGAAUGUAUUCAAUGUGGUAAAGCCUUUUCACAACACAGUCAUCUUCAAUAUCAUAAAAGAACACAUACUGGAGAGAAACCUAGAAAUGUAAUCAAUGUAAUAAAAGCCUUUUCACAAAGUUAUUGUCUCUAUAAUCAUAAAAGAACCCAUAUUAGAUAG
Molecule: messenger RNA, 900 nt
Organism: Mus caroli (Ryukyu mouse)
Lineage: Eukaryota; Metazoa; Chordata; Mammalia; Rodentia; Muridae
Source: RefSeq, a predicted model, not a curated record